AUGACGUUCUUUGAUUUUGAUAACGACACCCAUAAUCCUUACGGAGAAUGCACUGUGACGUCAUAUCUCAAGGAUGUCCCAAGUCGUGAUAUAGUGGAACACAAGAUUGCCCUGAUCAUCAUCCAGGUCAUACUCUGUCCUUUCGCGAUGUUUAUUAACUUUUUGUUUCUAAACGUUUAUUACUCAAACGAUCGGCUGAAAAACAGGUCCAAUCUGUUGCUGGCGAAUUUGUCACUAUCGAAUUUAUUUUACGUAUCCAUCUCGUUGCCUCUCUCGACCGUGCGUCAUGUCUUGGAGAUUAUGGGGACUCAUGUGUGUAUUCUUUGGGAUAUUCAGCAAUGUUUAUUUCUGUACCUGUCAGCAAUAUCGUAUACAGCGUUGCUACUCAUAGGCGGGGAACGAUUUGUCGCGCUGUUUUUGCCUUUCCAGCAUGCUGAUAUUUGCACCAUUCCAAAGAUAAUACGAGCUAUUGUCAUCGCAUGGUUAAUAUGCGCCGCACUGUUGACGCUAAUCCUCAUAGGCUCAGAAAUAUUCUACUCCAUUGUAUGCUUCAUACUCGUCGCAACCUUGUUUGUCGUUGCAAUUAUCCAUUGGAAGAUCUUUCUCGAGGCAAAAAAACAGAGACGAAAUAUUUUUGCAGAAAGGUUAUCCAUCUCACAAAAUAUGCCGGGCCUCGCUGUUGCAAGGUCGCGCAAGGCGGAGAAGAAUGUGGGCUGCGUCAUUGGUUUCAUGUUGGUCUGCAGUCUUCCCAUGGUCGGAUACUUGGUGUAUACGCUUAUUGCUGGAUUUUCGGUGUUUGCUGCUUAUGUAGUUGCUUCCUGGGCUGAAGUGUUAUUGUUCAUGAACGCGACUGGUAAUCCCUUUAUUUAUUGUUUAAGAAACAGGUGUAUUAGUAAUGCAAUGUGGAACGUGAUAUUGCGGAAAAAAUAA
Dendronephthya gigantea is the source of this 930-nucleotide messenger RNA. Its product is annotated as melanocortin receptor 5-like. Lineage: Eukaryota; Metazoa; Cnidaria; Anthozoa; Malacalcyonacea; Nephtheidae. The transcript has a single exon. Gene Ontology annotation, biological process: G protein-coupled receptor signaling pathway. Gene Ontology annotation, cellular component: membrane. Gene Ontology annotation, molecular function: G protein-coupled receptor activity. The record is from RefSeq and is a predicted model, not a curated record. The coding region runs from base 1 to 930 and encodes 309 amino acids.